AGUGGACAAGAGACCUAGGCCGGGAGCUCAGGGAGAGCACAGGGCAACCAGAGGCGCGGGGCCCCCAACAUGUUCUCCCGAAACCACCGGAGCCGGGUUACCGUGGCCAGGGGCUCAGCCCUGGAGAUGGAGUUCAAGCGCGGCCGCUUCCGACUUAGCCUCUUCAGCGACCCGCCCGAGGAGCUCAGCCUGAAAACCACGCGUGGGACAGUCGUGGAGAGUUAGGGGCGAGGCCCGGGAACAGGAGGAGGGGCCUGUGAACCCAGCCGCCCCUGGAAUCUGCCAGGCCUUCGGGAGCCCGGAGCCGGGGCGGAGCCGCAGGGCCCAGCAGGCUGCCGCCGAGGAGAGUGUGACUCCGUGGGCCUGGGGUGGAGGGGGGGGGGCACGCUGUAGCUGGUUGGGACUCGAAGCUGGUUUCCUGUCUGGAAGGGAAGGGGCCCGAAGAGGGGAGCGGGGGCAGCAGCAGACAGGCACACCCCUGCCUCGCUCCCUCCCUCUCCUCCCUUCUGCUGGAAAAGCGAGCUGGGAGAACAGCUGCCACCAAAGCAAGACUAGACACUCUGUGCCCAUAGUCCCCUCUGCAGCUGGCCUCCCCUCCCAGACCCCUGCUCAUCCCCACUUCACUUUCCUUUUCUUCCCUCCUGGCUCCCGCCAGGGCUUUGAAACAGUGGUAGGUGAGGAGAUUUUUAUCACAACAGCAAGAGUGUCUAAUAGGAACACAGCGGGAAAGGGGCAGCCUCUCCCUUCUGUCCAAGAGCUGGCCACCUCUCUGAGACAGGGAGCAGUGGGAGGAGUAACUGUAGGACGUCGUGGUGCCACCUGCCCCCCAGGGGUUGCCAAGGGAAAGGGCUCUGGGGGGCACAGAGAUGCAGGACAGAUUGCACAUCCUGGAGGACCUGAAUAUGCUCUACAUUCGGCAGAUGGCACUCAGCCUGGAGGACACGGAGUUGCAGAGGAAACUAGACCAUGAGAUCCGGAUGAGGGAAGGGGCCUGCAAACUGCUGGCAGCCUGCUCUCAACGAGAACAGGCUCUGGAGGUCACCAAGAGCCUGCUGGUAUGCAACAGCCGAAUCCUCAGCUACAUGGGCGAGCUACAGCGGCGCAAGGAGGCCCAGGUGGUGGAGAAGACAGGACGGCGGCCUUCUGACAGCGGGCCGCCCCCUGAGCGCUCCCCAUGCCGCGGCCGGGUCUGCAUCUCCGACCUCCGGAUCCCACUCAUGUGGAAAGACACAGAAUAUUUCAAGAACAAAGGUGACCUGCACCGCUGGGCUGUAUUUCUACUGCUACAGCUAGGGGAACAGAUUGAGGACACAGAGAUGAUUCUGGUGGACAGGACCCUCACAGACAUCUCCUUUCAGAACAGUGUGCUCUUCACUGAGGCGGGGCCAGACUUUGAACUGCGGCUGGAGCUGUAUGGGGCCUGUGUAGAAGAAGAGGGGGCCCUAGCUGGCGCCCCCAAGAGGCUUGCCACCAAACUCAGCAGCUCCCUAGGCCGCUCCUCAGGGAAGCGUGUCCGUGCAUCGAUGGACAGUGCUGGGGGCUCAGGGAGCAGUCCCAUCCUGCUCCCCACUCCUGCUGUGGGGGGUCCUCGUUACCACCUCUUGGCUCAAACCACACUUACCCUGGCAGCAGUGCAAGAUGGGUUCCGCACACAUGACCUCACCCUCACCAGCCAUGAGGAGAACCCUGCCUGGCUGCCACUUUACGGUAGUGUGUGUUGCCGCCUGGCAGCUCAGCCUCUUUGUAUGACUCAGCCCACUGCAAGUGGUACCCUCAGGGUGCAGCAAGCUGGGCAGCUACAAAAUGGGGCACGAGUGCAUGGAGUCCUGAAAGGCACAAACCUCUUCUGUUACCGGCGACGAGAGGACACAGACACUGGGGAAGAGCCGCUGUUAACUAUUGCCAUCAACAAGGCAACUCGAGUCCGGGCAGGAGAGCUGGACCAGGCCCCAGGGCGGCCCUUCACCCUCAGCAUCAGUAACCAGUAUGGGGAUGACGAGGUGAUGCACACCCUUCAGACAGACAGCCAGGAAGCCCUGCAGAGCUGGAGGGAGGCUCUGUGGCAGCUCUUCUUUGACAUGAGCCAGUGGAAGCAGUGCUGUGAUGAAAUCAUGAAAAUUGAAACUCCUGCUCCCCGGAAACCGCCCCAAGCCAUGGCCAAACAGGGCUCCUUGUACCAUGAGAUGGCUAUUGAGCCACUAGAUGACAUCGCAGCGGUGACAGACAUCCUGGCUCAGCGAGAGGGCACAAGGCUGGAGACAUCCCCACCCUGGCUAGCAAUGUUUACAGAUCAGCCUGCCCUGCCUAGCUCCUGCUUGCCUGCCUCAGUGGCCCCAGCCCCUGCCUGGACCCCCCCUCUGCCCUGGGGGCGACCCCGAACCUUUUCCCUGGAUGCUGUCCCCCCAGACCACUCCCCUGGGGCUUCUUGCUCGGUUGCCCCCCUCCCCCCACAUCAAUCCUCAAGUUCUAGAGGCCUCUGCAGCAAAAGUCCUCUCCGUACUUGGCUCCAGUCACCAGUGUGAGGGACAAAGGCACUGGCAACAGGAUGUGGCCAGAAAAGAAAAUGAUCCAUGUGCAAUCAGGCUCUGGAUAUGGCGCUAUCUAUAGCAAGUCGGCCAGCUUAGCCUCCUCUUCCUCUGCUGGACUGGGUAGGCUGGGGAAGCGGAACAGAUGCCCUUCUUAAGUUGUGGUUACCAUGGUACUGAGCAGUUUAUUCCCAGAGCUAGCUGGGACUCCCCAAACACUUCCUGGGAGAAAACUGGAACCCUUCCUUACCUCCCUGCACUAACCAGCUUUGAAGAUGGCACUGAAGAGCUCUGGGAGAGGGCACACCUCCCUUGUGACUCCUAUAUAAACCAUUAAAGUUAUUUAACA
Molecule: messenger RNA, 2874 nt
Organism: Heterocephalus glaber (naked mole-rat)
Lineage: Eukaryota; Metazoa; Chordata; Mammalia; Rodentia; Bathyergidae
Gene: Rtkn
Product: rhotekin
Biological process (GO): septin ring organization; actomyosin contractile ring assembly; mitotic cytokinesis
Cellular component (GO): actomyosin contractile ring
Molecular function (GO): GTPase inhibitor activity
Source: RefSeq, a predicted model, not a curated record